GCACGUUAUGCAAACAUUUGAUUUCUGCAAUUAAAUUGAAAUAUUCCAUCAGUUGUAGAAAUGUAAUUAACUUUUUGAAAUGUUUCUUACAUUUUCUCAGCUCCUGAUAGUUUUGAUUAAUUCCAUUGUUUUUACUCAGUUUUGUGUUAAAGCCGUCUCCAACCCAGAUGAUAAGUACUCGUUUGUAGCACUUUUAGAUAUCGUUUUAACAGACGGCGGCAAGAGAACAUGCACUGGGACCAUUAUUCACGACACCGUCGUUAUCACAGCCGCACACUGCUUUACCCAAGAACCCGAUGAUGAGAUCCAAGUUGAACUGACCGCGUGCUUUGUCGUUAUUGGUACAAAGAAGAUGUUUGACACUGGCUACGAACAAUACUUUCCUAUUGAACGGGUAGUAAUUCACCCAAAGUACAAGGGAUGGACCGCUGAUUUGGCUUUAGUAUUCACCUUUGCGAGUAUGGUCUCUGAUAAGCCCGGAAGAACCGUGCCAUUGGUCAGCGAUCAUAUGAAGACGGUUGUGGACGCGAAUGUGACGGUGCUCAGCUGGGGACAUUGUAAAGAUGAAGAUCAGAAUAAGCACACAGCAACUAUACAGCAACUUGAAGAGACAGGAAGCAGUAGCACGUCGCAUGAAGCUGUAGACCAACCUACAACGAAAAGUAAAAGAAAGAAAAGAAUGAAGCAUAAAACAAAAGGAAAACGUAAACAUAAUUCCUACGAAUUAAUAAGGGACUCCCCAAGUAUAAUGUCAAAAUUGGAUAUUCGUAAACAUAGAAGCGCGUAUCUCCAAACAACAGGCAAUGUAAUGUCGUAUUACAAAAAUAAUUGGCGUAGGAAAAUGGGAGCGCAGCAAAAUAAAUUAACAAUUGAAGUCUUCGGCUUCGUUAACGUUGCCAGUUGCAAAAAAAUUAUAGAAAAGGGAAAACCGACUGUGUAUCGGAUACAGAAUGUAAAUGAAAUAAUAUGUUAUUCGAAUGAAGAUCGCUACGUAAGCGCCGAAGACUCGGGCGCACCGGCCAUGAGACAUGGUCAUAUAGUGGGAGUGACAGUAGGAGGGGCAGAGUUCGACGGUGACCACGUUGCUGUGGCCAUGAAGAUCAGCUGUUUCUGUUCAUGGAUUGCUGAAAACUUACCUGAUGGAGGACCAAGUAUGCAAUGCUGCACAAACUGCUGCGAUAUCCAAAAACAAUCGAUGGAGUAUAGUGGAGAAGCAUUCCAUCAGACACGAAAGAAGAAGAAGAAGAUUUGAUAAUAAUUUAAUUACUGUCAGUAGUAUGA
This is a messenger RNA of Pieris napi, 1281 nucleotides long. RefSeq lists its product as uncharacterized. Gene Ontology annotation, molecular function: serine-type endopeptidase activity. Bases 80 to 1252 code for a protein of 390 amino acids. The record is from RefSeq and is a predicted model, not a curated record. NCBI's taxonomy places the organism in Eukaryota, Metazoa, Arthropoda, Insecta, Lepidoptera, Pieridae. The transcript is spliced from 11 exons. Gene Ontology annotation, biological process: proteolysis.